Struthio camelus australis is the source of this 2009-nucleotide messenger RNA. The record is from RefSeq and is a predicted model, not a curated record. Lineage: Eukaryota; Metazoa; Chordata; Aves; Struthioniformes; Struthionidae.
AUGAAGAAACUGGAUACUAAGAGUACAGAGUUGAUACUGGGAGGCGGUAGCGGCCUUGCCCAUGGGCAGGAGGCCGUAGUGCUCUGUAGCCGCAACCGCUCACCUGGUGUUUUCUUUUCUUUUUUUUCAGUACCAGGUGUUGCUGAAUUUGCUGCCUCCUUCAAAAGUCCUAUUACUAGUUCUCCUCCCAAAUGGAUGGCUGAAUUAGAAAAUGAUGAUAUUGAUAUGUUAAAGGAGUUGGGGAGCCUCACUACUGCUAACCUGAUGGAGAAGGUUCGAGGCCUGCAGAACCUGGCUUAUCAGCUGGGACUGGAUGAAUCUAGAGAAAUGACUCGAGGGAAAUUCCUCAACAUCCUAGAAAAACCCAAGAAGUAGCUGCUGCUUCUGGAGUUUGGACAAAAAUACCGCAGCUGGAUCAUUUUAUGUACUGUGGAUCCAGAUGAACUACAGAACUUCUAAGGAGGAGAACAAAGCUCUUGCUCUAGAUCUUCAGAAGCAAAUGUCUCUAUUGCUUCCACAGCUUGUCUUGUAACUGGGGAGAAGCAUUCUGUAUGCAGGUCACAAGGAUUGCUACAAAUUCCGUUGGAAUUCAGCCUUUAUCUGACGUUAAAAUAUCCAACAGGAAGGCUCAGCCCUGACGUGCUGGGACAAAGUUAUCUGCCAAUUUUUUUUGUCCCCUAUUCAAAGUGAACAGCCCCAGGGGCCCCACUGAAUUGCUCUCAGUGGCCACCCCUGUUUGAAAUACAUAACAGAUCUUUUAUGACAGUGGCCAGCGUGGCAUCAUGAUGCACUGGCCCUUUCGUGUGUCCCUUGUUCUAGAUGCAUUGGUUUCCUACACGCAGUUUCUAUGUUGGAAGAUUUAAAGUAGAGUUUGGUGUGUAGACUGACUGAUAGUGUUCUAGCCUUGGCUCUUCAGGAGCGUACACUUCUUGUGUAGAAGUUGAGUGCCAUCUGUGUAUUAGAUUCCAGUCACUGCCUUCAGAGAAGCAAAUCUGAUACUCAGAGGAGGACCUUCAGGCAUUCACUUCACUUUGCUUGCAUCAAGUGUUGUGUGUACCAGAAGCUGCUUCUCACCACUGGACAGUUCUCUUGUGAAAUCUAGACUGACAGACCACAGGAAGGAGAGGUGUGAAUGUAUCACGAAGGAAAAUAUCUCUAUAGAAGCUUUGGCCAGUGCAUUUAAAAAAAAAAAAAAACUUUAUCAGUCCACUGCAAAUCUCAAUUUACUUCUUAUGGAGCUAGAAAAAGAAGAAAGUUAGAAAGAGAAGAAAGUUAAAAGGCUGAAAGGCAAUAAUGCUCUCCUUUAGAGAGAGCUCCAAGAAGUGGCAACAGGCUUGUUAGCUCCACUGCAAGGACAGUCUGCUUAAAUAUAAGCUUCGCACUUUUGAAAAUAGUAUUCCUUGAUGUUUUCCAUUAUACUAGAAACACCAGCCUCAAAAUUUGCUUCACCUACAAAGAUAGGAUUUUGAAAAGAGAAUUUUCUGGUAUCUGAUGUCUUUUCUUUCUAUUGAUGCACUUCUGUAUAUUCAUCCCUGAGAGGAGGUAGGGAGCAUGUUCGGAUAGUUUAUUUAAGAGAAGAUUUUUUUUUUUUAUUUCAUCCUGUUUCCUUUUCCUAGAAAAGAGCAUUUUAAGCAUUAGUAAAUAGGUUCUUUUUAGGAUAAAAACAUAAUACUGAAACACUGGAUGAAGAACAGUGGUGUAUGUGUGUGUGUGUAUAUAUAUAUACCUUUCAAUUGGCUGUCAGGCAAGGGUUGCUGUUUUGCAUAUAUGGUCAUCUUGGGGACCUACAAGCUGCUUCUGCUUGCAUCCCAGCUUCCCUUGCCAAGGCUUUCUUGACUGUAGUGAGGGGGCAGGUCCAAGGCAGAGAUGGGGAGUCAGGUCAGGAGGCCGGGGACAGGGUCAGGUCAGCACCCGAGGGUCAGGACCGGGCACAGGCAUGUCCAUGACAUAACUCAGGCCAGGCCCAAGGACAGGGGCAGCAGCUCCCCAGCAAGGGGGAGGAGGCCCCA